AUGGCAUUAAUUACUAAAAGCAUGAGUACAACAGUCAUUGCUACAAUGCAAUUACAAUGUUUAAACAGGCCGCUUUUUUCAUUAAUUAACUUGUUUAAUAAACCAAGUCAUUUAGACUUCAAUUGCUCUACGAGAGAUGUUUAUGAUUGUGACAUUGAAAAGAAAAUGAUAUCUUUUGAAUAUGAUCAAUUGCCAUGCCCUUUGGCUCACCAUCCAAAAUAUGCUGCCGAUUUGCCCAGUGAUAACAUUAGAAUGGGCUUUCCUACCGUACCAAUGGUCCCAAGUGGUAUAUUCAGAUGGACUAAACAAAAGGUCCUAGGUAAUAACGCUUCAAAAGAUGCCAUUUAUAAGAAUCCAGAAUACUUCUCUUACCAUCAGAUGAGCUACUAUGACAUGCAGCUACAUAUGAGAAAAAUGAUGCGUCCAAAGAAGCUGGUGGCUCUUAAGUCUUUGGCUAUUGGCGUAUUUAUGGGUCCUAAUGAUUGUGAUGAACCACUAUGCUUUAUUUCAAGUUGUUGUGGUGACGAUAAAAAACCACCUCCUUUACUAGGCUGCGAUAACCCUAGCGAUCCCACUAUGUAUGAUACUCGAAAAUAUGGCCACCAAUUACCUAACGAUGAUGUUGUUCCUCUGUUUGAAGUUUUAAGAGAUAUUCCUAGUGGAGUCUUCAGAUGUACGGAAGGGGAAAUAUUAGGCCUUGGUGCUGGAAAAGGCUGCUUCUAUCAGAAUCCAGAAUAUUUCUCCUUCCACCACAUGAGUUUCUUUGAUUUUCACCUUUAUUUAAAAAAUGUAAGACAAUCGCAACCGGACAGUAAGAGGAAACCUCCGUAA
Molecule: messenger RNA, 831 nt
Organism: Arctia plantaginis
Lineage: Eukaryota; Metazoa; Arthropoda; Insecta; Lepidoptera; Erebidae
Source: the annotation of a GenBank genome assembly